UGUUCGCCUACGUGUCAUGGGUUCUGUGGUCUUGAUGAAACUCCCUGAACGGAGAAAACCACACACUUCAUCCCAGUGGCGACUUUCUCCUCUUGCUCCAAGCAGGGUGUUUGACCUUCUAGUCGACUGCGUCCCCUGUGCCCCGGCGCCAGCUGUGUUCCUGACCCCAGAAUAAAUCAGGGCUGCACAGGGCCUGGCAGCGCUCCGCACACAUUUCCUGUCGCGGCCUAAGGGAAGCUGUUGGCCGCUGGGCCCACCGCGGGGGGAUUCUUGGCAGCUGAGGGGUCCGUCGGGAGCGAGGGCGGAGGGGAAGGGAGGGGAAACGCGGUUGGGGAAGCCAGCUGCAGAGGGCGGUGACCACGCUCCAGAGGCAGCUCCGCGUCUUCGAGCGGGACAGAUCCAAGUUGGGAGCAGCUCUAGUGCGGGGCCUCUGAGAAUGAGGCCGACGUUCGCCCUGUGGCUCCUCUGGCAGGCACUCUGGCCCGGGCCGGGCGGCGGCGAACACCCCACUGCCGACCGUGCUGGCUGCUCGGCCUCGGGGGCCUGCUACAGCCUGCACCACGCUACCAUGAAGCGGCAGGCGGCCGAGGAGGCCUGCAUCCUGCGCGGCGGGGCGCUCAGCACCGUGCGUGGGGGCGCCGAGCUGCGCGCGGUGCUCGCGCUCCUGCGGGCAGGCCCAGGGCCAGGAGGGGGCUCCAAAGACCUGCUGGUCUGGGUCGCGCUGGAACGCGGGCGUUCCCACUGCACCAUGGAGAACGAGCCUUUGCGGGGUUUCUCCUGGCUGUCCUCCGACGCCGGCGGGUUCGAAAACGACACGCUGCAGUGGGUGGAGGAGCCCCACCGCUCCUGCACCGCGCGGAAAUGCGCGGUACUCCAGGCCACCGGUGGGGUCGAGCCCGCGGGCUGGAAGGAGAUGCGAUGCCAUCAGCGCGCCAACGGCUACCUGUGCAAGUACCAGUUUGAGGUCCUGUGUCCUGCACCACGCCCCGGGGCCGCCUCUAACUUGAGCUAUCGCGCCCCCUUCCAGCUACACAGUGCGGCUCUGGACUUCAGUCCCCCGGGGACCGCGGUGAGUGCGCUCUGCCCGGGACAGCUCCCCGUCUCAUUUACUUGCAUCGCGGACGAAAUCGGCGCUCGCUGGGACAAACUCCCCUCGGGCGAAGUGCUCUGUCCCUGCGCCGGGAGGUACCUCCGUGCUGGCAAAUGUGCAGAGCUCUCUAACUGCUUAGACGACUUGGGAGACUUUGCCUGCGAAUGUGCUACUGGCUUCGAGCUGGGGAAGGAUGGACACUCUUGUGUGAACAGUGGGGAAGGACAGCCGACCCUUGGGGGGACCAGGUUGCCCACCAGGCGCCCACCGGCCACUGCAGCCAGCCCCGUGCUAGAGAGAACGUGGUCAAGCAGUGUCGACGAGAAGCCGAGAGAGAUACCACUUGUCCCUGAACAAGACAAUUCAGUAACAUCUAUUUCUGAGAUUCUUCAGUGGGGAGUACAGAGCACGAUGUCUACUCGUCAAGUGUCCCUUCAAGCCGAGUCAACGGCCACCAUCACCCCAUCAGGGAGCGUGAUUUCCAAGUUUAAUUCUACGAUUUCCUCUGCCACUCCUCAGGUUUUCGACUCCUCCUCCACCGUGGUCUUCAUACUUGUGAGCAUAGCAGUAGUAGUGUUGGUGAUAUUGACCAUGACAGUGCUGGGGCUUUUCAAGCUCUGCUUUCACAAGGGCCCCUCUUCCCAGCCAAGGAAGGGGCCUAUGGGCCGGCAGGGCCUGGAGAGUGAUGCUGAGCCCGCAGCUUUGAGCUCCAGUUCUGCACAUUGCACAAGCAAUGGGGUGAAGGUCGGGGACUGUGGUCUUCGGGACAGAGCAGAGGGCGCCUUGCUGGCGGGGUCCCCUCCUGGCUCUAGUGAUGCAUAAGGAAAUGGGACACGGGCACUCCUGUGAACAGUUUUUCACUUUUGAUGAAAGAGGGAACCAAGAGGAACUUACUUGUGUAACUGACGAUUUCUGCAGAAAUCCCCCUUCCUCUAAAUUCAGUCUACUCCACUGAGGAGCUAAAUCAGAACUGCACACUCCUUCCCUGAAGAUGAAGGAAGUGGAAGUGCCUUAGGAUGGUGUUAUUGAGGGACCAGGUAGUGCUGGGGAGAGAUAUUUUCUGGUUUAUUCUGGAGGAUAUGGAGAAGUGAUUGAACUUUUCAAGACAUUGGAAAUGAAUAGAAGACAAUAUAAUUUACAUUAAAAAAUAGUUUCUACCAGGACGGAAAGGAAAUCUAUAUUGUUCAGGCUGGGGGUAUAUUGGUUUGAAAUCCCCAGCAAAAAAUAAAAUAAAAAAAAAAAUAAAGGAUUGUUGAUAACCCA
Cebus imitator (Panamanian white-faced capuchin) is the source of this 2353-nucleotide messenger RNA. It is a transcript of the gene CLEC14A, whose product is annotated as C-type lectin domain containing 14A. Gene Ontology annotation, biological process: cell migration. NCBI's taxonomy places the organism in Eukaryota, Metazoa, Chordata, Mammalia, Primates, Cebidae. The transcript has a single exon. Gene Ontology annotation, cellular component: external side of plasma membrane; extracellular matrix. Bases 437 to 1912 code for a protein of 491 amino acids. Gene Ontology annotation, molecular function: extracellular matrix protein binding; extracellular matrix binding. The record is from RefSeq and is a predicted model, not a curated record.